Molecule: messenger RNA, 4385 nt
Organism: Cyclopterus lumpus (lumpfish)
Lineage: Eukaryota; Metazoa; Chordata; Actinopteri; Perciformes; Cyclopteridae
Gene: ulk4
Product: unc-51 like kinase 4
Exons: 38
Coding region: 196-4311 (1371 amino acids)
Biological process (GO): protein phosphorylation
Molecular function (GO): protein kinase activity; ATP binding
Source: RefSeq, a predicted model, not a curated record
GCUAACAAACAGCGGGACGUUGAAGAGGUAACUUAAGUUCUUAAGAUAGUUUGAUAAUAAACGCGAGGGAUCUAACACACAUUAAUAACCGCCAGAGUCCCAACAGGUGUCCGGCGCUCUGAAGCUAAUUAGCCGUAAUUGCAAUCAUCGUUGGAAGGAUCGCCAUUUUGUAUUGAAUCGACCGUUAGUAGACCGAUGGAGAACUUCAUCCUGUAUGAGGAACUUGGGGCCGGCGCUCGUUCUGUGGUCUAUAAAGGAAGAAAGAAAGGCAAUCUUAACUAUGUGGCCAUCAUCUGCGCUGAGAAAGCCAAGAGACCUGAGAUCACUAACCAUGUGCGUCUCAGUCAAGAUCUGGAUCAUCCGAACAUAGUGUGUUUCUACGAGUGGUACGAGACGAGUAACCACCUCUGGUUGGUAGUGGAGCUCUGUACAGGUGGUUCCCUGGAGUCUAUAAUUGGUCAUGAUGGAUGCCUGUCAGAAGAUGUGGUGAGGAGGUUCGGAUGGGACUUGGUCAAAGGAUUGAAAUACAUCCAUGAACUGGGAAUCAUUUUCUCUGAAUUGACCCCCGCUAAGAUCCUACUGGAUGUCAGCGGCACUCUGAAGUUUGGUAACUUCUGUCGGUCCAAGGCAGACGGAGAGACGCUGGAGGACUUCUUUACCAUGUGCUCUACAUCUGAGGAGGCUGGGAAAGAAGAUCACAACACACGGACGAGAUUAAAUGGUCCUCCAACUUACACAGCUCCAGAGGUUUUGAAGGGAUCGGAAACCAAUAUGAGAUCAGAUCUCUGGGCUCUGGGUUGUACACUCUACUACAUGUUUACUGGUAAACCUCCGUUCUAUUCUGAGAGCUCCACUGACAUUACAGAGAUGAUCUUACAUCAGGAACCACCACCUCCCAGACAGACAGUGCUUUUAGCCAGUCCUCCCAGUGAGGACUUCCUGAAUAUUCUGCAACGCUUGCUCAACAAAAACCCUGAUAAGCGGAUGGACUGGCCAGAGUUGUUGGGCCACUCUUUCUGGACACAAGUACUAAUGGAGGAAGAAGCAGAAGAAGUAGAGGAGGAUGAAGGAGGGGAUCGGGAGGAAAUAAGUAGCUGCGAGGGGGUCGUUAAAGCUAGCUUGAGAUACACAAGGAUCCCGGACCCCUUCCCUCCAGGACAUGCAGACAAGCACGCCCAGCCGCCCUCUGGGAUGUCUAAGAAACUAGUUUCAUCACAGACAACAACUUCAACAACUUCCCGGCCAUCUGACAGAAGGACUGAUUGCCAACGAGCUGUCAGACGCACCGCGAGUGGAGCUUUAAGGAACGACCGGGGCUUUGAUGGGGAGACGGAGAAGGAGAGAGGAGGAGAGGCAAAGACAGAAGAUGACCCCAAGCAGAUAUACCACACACUGCAGCCAAAUAAGUCAUUAAUGCUAGAUAACGUAUCAGAGCUCAGGCCAAAGAGUGGUGUGGAUGAGGACAACACGGAAGCCAUUUUUCUGCUCAGCUCCUGUACCACCUCAAGGAGAAGCUGCAGUAUCUCAGACUCCCUGAACCAGACCCAUGCCCCUCAGGCCAAGACUGCCACUGACAUCACAGCCUCUGUGAAAGCUCUUCUCCACACUGACUCUGAUCUGAUUGUUACCCAAGUCAUGGACAACCCCAAGAUCCUUAAGAGUCCUGCUCUGCGCUUUGAUCCCAAAACCCUUUGUGUGCCAGCAUAUUCAGUCGAGAAGCUGCGGUCCCUGAGUGAUGAAGAGUGGACCGUCUUCCUCUUACAGCUCUGUUCAUCUCUUGAAGAACAGAGCUCUUCCACCGCUCCUCCUCCUCCUCCUCCUCCUCCUCACUCCACAGCCAAUCGCUCCAGGCUCAACCUGCUGUGCUACCUCUGUUGUGCGGUUGGACAUAAAGUUAUCGCUAACAGGCUGCUGAACUCGACACUGCUUCCUGUAUUGACCCAGCAGUUACGACAAGCUCCAAACUGGGACAUACGGAGCAAGGUUCUCAGAGUGAUGGGUCUACUGGCUCUGCACUGCACUGAAUUGGGAGAGGACAGCCCGGUUUCUGAGGCUGUGUCCACGCUGACGGACCUCUUGAGAGAUAAUCUGAGGAAUAGCAAAAUAAAGCAGUUCCUGCUGCCACCACUGGGGGAGCUCCUCUACCUCAUCGCCUCUCAGGAGGAGAAGAGAGGCUCCCCAGAGGGACUGUGGUUCGUUCCCGCUGCCGCCUACACUGGCUUAAUGAGGAGCCUGCGGGAAGGGGAUGAUUCCACAGUUCAUCACAUGGCCGCCAAAGCCAUAGAGAACAUAUCCACUGCCGUCUCUGGCUCCUCCCACCACCUGGUUACCACGGAGAUGGGGUCCGCCCUGUGGUACCUGUUCACCCACUCCACUGUGGAGGCUGUCAGAGUCACCGCCAUCUCUGCUCUUUCGAGGCUAACCAAGGUGGUCCCGGCAGUCUUCUUGGCAGUGAUUGACACCUGUGGCCCUGAGGCCAUCUUGGAGGGCGCUGGCGGAGCAGGGGCCAGAGUCCAGCAGCAUCUACUCACCGCCAUGGCCGCCGCCCUGCUCACCUCCAGCAUCCAAACGCACCGCGUCACACAGAGCAGGGGUUUGGUGAUGAAGGUUCUGAGCUGUCUUGAGAGUCCGUCCACAGUCACAAGAGCCAAGGCAUUUCUAAUGCUACUGCUGCUAAUACAGGACAACACACACACACUGCUAUACUGCUGUCAAAACAGACUCGUGAUGCACCUGGAAAGAGACCUUCGCAAAGCCACGCCCCUCAGAGAGAACCCCAGCCAAUCAGGAUACCUGGCCCAGUGUCUGGAUUUACUGAUUGUAUAUCUGAGUGGCACUGCACUACUAAUACUGGAGGAUGUCCUUAGUGCAUUACGAGGUGUGAUCGGGAGGAAACACCCAUCUACAGCUCAGACCAAACAGCUUAAACACACUCUGCCGACAAUGUCUGUCGUGCUGGAACUUCUUUCAUCGCAGGUCUUCAGAUGCCGAAUUGUAUCUGAAGAGUUUCUAGCUCAAAUUGGAUUUCUCCUGAAGGAUAUCACCUCUAUCGAGUCCAAUGAAACAAAUCUGACCAGUGCUUUGGGUGCAGAAGUAUGUGAAGAGUUGAUUAAGACAUCUCUGUCCGUCGUGGAAGUCCUGAGUCAGCACCAUGCUCUCAUCGCUCCACAUCACAGUGCUGUUGUGGACGCCAUCUUGCCUCCUCUGACAACACUGGCGUUCAGCAGAAACGUGGAGUGGUCUGUGUUUGUUUUGAGGGUGCUGUCCGAACUCAGCCUCGUCCUGCUGCUCCAGGAGAGCGAUGGAACUGAGGAUGAGCAGACGGAGGGAAAGACGGACGGAAGAGAGGAAGGAGGAAGGGCAGCGGGGAGGAGAAGAGACGACGGAAGCUCCCGUAAUCAAAUCGUAGCACUCGUUACUACAACUCUGCUUCCGAGGUACGAGUCUCUUCUCCGAGCGGCAGAGCCCAUCCCACUCUACGCACUCAAACUGCUGGUAUCCAUGACCGAACACAGCACACAGAUCUGCAGGUGGAUCAAACGCAGUAGGAUCCUACCAACCGUCUUUCAACUCAUUAGGGCCAACAGCAGCUACGUUGCCAGUGGGACGCUCCAGAACGCAGUCUCCUUGUUGUGUAAUCUAUAUGGGGGUGCAGUCUCGGACCUGGAGCCACAAUACCAACAAGGCCUCGUAGAGGUGGUGGUGAGCACCCUCUCAGAGGCUGCACUCGUCCACCUGGACGGAGGGGGACAUGCCGGGAGGAACGCCGUCCAUCUUGUGCUCCAAGCCCUCUUGGAACUGCUUCACGACAUCCUAAAACAAACAUCUGUUGUGGUCCGCUCCGCGCUGCAGAGCCAGAGGCUAUCUUGUCCAGCAGGAGAGGUGGAGGCAGCAGAGAAGCUGCUCCUAGAAAACAGACCCCUGAGCCAACUCAGCACACACCUCAUUCACAUGCUGUCCUCUGAACACCAGGAGGUUUGGGAGGACUCUCUUCAGUGUCUGUCCCUCCUGGUCCAGCUGUACGGAGGAGAGCUCUGCGACUGCCUGUCGCCUUCCUGUUUGCAAAGCUUUUCACACGUGUUGCACACACACAUGCACGUCGAGACCCCCCGGAUCCAACGCACAACACUUAGGAUCAUCAAACGACUGGUGCAGACCACAGAGCGACCCGAUUGGUCAGAAUGUCCUGAAGGAGCGGCGCUGAUUGGUCUGCUGCAGGACAUAACGACGUCCAACAGGUGUCCAGAUGUCGCUCCGCUGGCUGCUGAACUCCAGAAGAUUCUGGAGACCAAAACAUUUCAUCAACCUUGAACUUUUAAAAAGAUGCUUGUGACGAGUCGUCUGCUUUGUUCUGUUUUUUUUAAAUAAAAAUACCUUCAGUUACC